AUGCUCAACCCGACGACCCAUGAGCUGGUCUUCAUCCGUACCUGUGUCUUCAUUCUCGCAUACCUACCCUUCAUCAUACCCUUUCUGCCUCCCCCCUUCUGGGUUCUCCUGCCGGUUGAGGGACUUUAUUACUUCUUCAUCCUCAGGCCGUUCGAGCGUAGGCUGUCGCAUUCAGCCAGGCACCCGCCAUACGAUGUCGACAGAAAGGCUCUUUUCCAGCGCUGCCUGGACAACGUGCCCGAUCCAGAGCGCUACCUGAGCCUGUGGGCUUUGGGCGCACAUCCCGACGAUAUCAAACGGGAUAAUGUCAGGGAUUUCCUGCUCUGGGCAUUCUUCGAUCGAGACAGUCUCGCACCCGAGAUCGAGGACGAGCUUGAGGAAUACAUCAGCCGGACCGAGGAGCUCCUCGGCCGCCCCCUCGCUCCUGGGAGAGGCCGUGCCACGCCCAUGCGCCUGACUUUCGACCAUGUCCACACCAGAUAUCGCAGCGUUGCUUGGUACAUCACCGUCGGCCUUGUUGAUUCGGCUACCCAUUGCCACCUGCUCUGGCACGGUUUCGAAUUCUGGCCGUCCUCCUUGCGCACGAGUCUCCUGCAUGUUUUCCCCCCUCGCCUGCUGGCCUCAGCCGAACGUUUCAGACGACAGUCGCCAUCCGAUGAGCUGUGCUACUGGUAUCGUCGUCCUCAGGGUCUUGCCACAGCGACGUUGCCCACACUUCCGAUAGUCUUCCUCCACGGCAUCGGCAUCGGCCUUUACCCCUAUGUCUCUUUUCUCGCCUCGCUCCCACCAACCAGCCCCAUACUCGCCCUUGAGAUUCUUCCCAUCAGCAUGCGGCUGACAAAGUCCAACAUCCUGGCGAGACCAGACUUCAUACUGCAUCUCAAGAAGAUUCUUCAGUACCAUAACAUUGAUCGAUUCGUCCUCGUCGGGCACUCCUACGGCACUGUCAUGGCAACCCACGUCUUGCACGACCCGCAGUUAAGCCUGAGGGUUGAGGCUGUCAUGUUGGUCGAUCCGGUCACCCUCCUACUACAUUUACCGGAUGUGGCCUACAACUUCACGAGAAGGACACCCCGAACUGCCAAUGAGUGGCAGCUAUGGUACCUGGCGAGUAUGGAUCCAGGCAUAGCAUUGGUUCUGGGGCGACAUUUCUUUUGGAGGGAGAACAUCAUUUUCAAGGACGAGUUGGUCGCAGGCCGCCAAGCAGCAGUCUGCCUCUCCUCGCGCGACCUCAUCGUGGACACCAUGGCUGUAGCACGGUACCUCAUCAGUGAUGAUGAUAACGAUGAGGUCCACAAGGUCCUAGAAGCUGCCAAGAAGUCAAGUGUCAUGACCAGCUCAGGAAUUGAAUUGCUCUGGGUCGAGCUGGACCAUGCGCAGGUGUUCGACAAGAGCCAUGACUAUACCCGGAUCGUAGAGACGAUUCGACGAUUCGUUAUUCAAUGA
This is a messenger RNA of Diaporthe amygdali, 1446 nucleotides long. RefSeq lists its product as uncharacterized. NCBI's taxonomy places the organism in Eukaryota, Fungi, Ascomycota, Sordariomycetes, Diaporthales, Diaporthaceae. The record is from RefSeq and is a predicted model, not a curated record. The coding region runs from base 1 to 1446 and encodes 481 amino acids. The transcript has a single exon.